CAGCGAUAACCUAAAGUUGACCUUCAGGUGUCUAUAUUUCAAAAUUCUGUACUUUGGUUAACAUGGUAUGGAAUGCCUUUGCUAAGUAUUAUACAGUAUCAGAGUGAUUUUCAGUAUCAUGAAUCAUCUUUAUUUUUUAAUUAAGUCAAAUAUUUAUAUGCUCAUCUUGCAACAUCCCUGUUAACAGGGUGGUAGAAAAUUUUGUCCAUUUUAGGUAGCCACAAUAGGCUCUUUAGGAAAAUGGCGCAAACAUCACAAAAUCCCCCAAAACCUGGAGAUAACCCUAUCUUUCCGGAUCGUUUGUUACUUACUUAAGUGAGCGACCUAUCGGUCAGUUGAUUAAUUCGUUUAUUUAAAUCGAACUCUUUCUCUCUCGCAGUUUCUAUAUCCCAAGUUCUGAGAAUUCUUAUGUCGAUAACUGCUCUGUCUAUAGUUACUGUUUCCAGCAACCGCACUGCAAUGGGACAAACUCAUUCACGUGAAUCAUACGUACGUAUCAUCAGGACAUAUCGGCAUCUGAAAGACCGUCAAAUUGAUUAGAAUUAGUGCAGCCUAGUGGCUAGACUAUCUACAUUAGACCCGAAACUGAACCGUAACAUCUCAAAGAAAUUAGUUGGUUUACACUAGCUGGUCUCGUAGAUUUUGGAUGGCACUUGUUAGUCAAGUGUUUAGUGUGACGGACCAUGAAAUAAUGGUAUGUUAAACGUUAAUAUAUUAACGUUCCACUUAUCUGUCCUAUAAGCUGGGUCAGUUCCUUAAAUAAUUAGGAUUACGAAAUGAUUCUGUAGCAUUUUUCUAUAACAUGAGGAAUAAGUUUUAGCUUCUAACUCUGUUGAACUAGCAUAGUCGAUAAACAACUAGAUGUUUUUGUUGAAAAGUUACUGGAGUACUUGAAGUCAUGUUUGUUGCUAACCGUCAGUUUAAAAUAACUUUAAGAACUACCUGAGGUAUAAGAUGACAUGGACAUAUAACUUCACUGUUCUACAUAUUCAGUUUGUUUCUUAGAUACAUAAGAUUGUUAAUUUACGUUUCACAUGGGUCAAAAGACACACCUAGAUUUCUGAUUGGGUUAAAUCCAGAGUAGGGUUUCUCAUUGGCGCAACUGAAAAAUACUCUGAUGUCUUCAACGUAAUGGGUUUUCUAUAACUCAUCCGUGUGACUGUUGGAUGUAGUCAUUUAGUCAGAUAUAGAUUGCCUGGUUGGGGCUCGCGCAAUCAUUGUAAGUAGUGGUCAGACGCUUCACGUGAUAUGGCUGAAAACGGUUUCCAGUGGCACAUGUGCAUUUACUUUUUUCCUUCCCUUAGAUCCUAAGUCACUAGAUUUAAAAUCUUUUUACGAUUGGACGAAUUCCUAUUCCUUCUGAUAAUAUAUUCUAUGUUUAAACUUCCAUGAUACCAAUUAUCCUGUUACUAUGCUUACCUAUUUGGAAUUAGUUCUGACAAUUUCAUGUCUCUUGGAUAAUAUGAAGUGACAGCUUGAAUCGAGUUUCACACUGCGCUUGACUAGCUAAAUUUACAGUUCACACUUUUAUUUCCUGGCGGAGAGCGAUAACCUCAACAACUAUGAACGCUUCCGGUGAAGUAAAUUAAGGAUUAGCAAUCUUGCAAUAAACAUAAUGGAGUUUUUGGUUUUUAAAUAGUCUGAUUGAUCUUUAGUAUGCGAAUGAACUCACAUUUUCGCACAUUUUUAAUGUCUUUCUGGUGUCAAAAUUAUUAAAUAUAGUCAAAGAAAAAAGGUCUGAGUCUCGAUGAAAAGCGGCAAAGAAUGUUGGAUUUUUUCUACGAGAAAAAGGACUUUUUUCAACUUAAGGAAUUGGAGAGGUUAUGCCAGAAAGAAAAGGGUAUCAACUCUAUGUCUGUAAAGGAUGUGUUGAUGAGCCUUGUUCAUGACGGUUUGGUCGAUACUGACAAAAUAGGGACCAGUGUUUAUUUUUGGGCUUUUCCCAGUAAAGCUGCACAAAAACUUAGAAACAACAUAGAAAAAGUAAUGGAAGAUAUUCAAAAUACACGCAACCAGAUUUCUAAGACAACUAAAGCUUUGGACGAAGCUUUGAUGAAAAGGAAAGAUACAGAAGAGCGAAACAGAGUUAUAAACAAGCUAACUGAACAAAAGUUGUUGCUUGAAUCUCUUAGUGCAGCGCUUCAGAAUUUAAAAAAAUACGAUCCUGACCGUCUGUUAGAGCUAAAACAACAAGAAUUGGUGGCUAUUGACUCCGUUAAUCGUUGGACGGAUAAUAUAUUUAUCAUCAAGUCAUGGUUAAAUAACAAAUUUUCUCUUGAUGAAGCUACAUUUUGUCGCCAGUUUGAAAUACCUGAAAAUUUUGACUAUAUCUCUUGAAUGUUCCAUGUAUAUUAUAGAUUUCCUUAACAAUAGAUAUUCUUUUAUUUAAUAA
This is a messenger RNA of Schistosoma mattheei, 2392 nucleotides long. The record is from the annotation of a GenBank genome assembly. Lineage: Eukaryota; Metazoa; Platyhelminthes; Trematoda; Strigeidida; Schistosomatidae.